AUGAGCCGUUUCGAGGUGUCUUCGGUGUCAAAAGAUGAUGGAAAUGACUCGGAAAACAACACAAUCUCCAGCCAGAAACAGCCCCCGAAUUCCAUAGCCAUCGAUGUCGGGCAGAACAAUAAAGGUGAGGAAAAUUUAUUUUAUUUUUAUCUUAUUUUAUUUGUCAAAAAAAAAUUAUUUUUAAAAUACGAAAUGCCUUUAUUUGAGCAUUUAAAAAUCCAAAAAACCCAGUAAAAAAUUAUUAUUACCUUACCGAUUUUUCAGCCGAUAAUUUCAGCUAACAGGGGAAGUACUCCAAGUGCGACGCUCAGAUUUUCUUUAAAUUUUGCACACACGUCGGACAUGAACUAAAUAUCAAUUCCUGAAAGUUUUAGCUCGCGCUUUGCGGGCGCCGCCGAGAUAUGGAACGAUUUUUGCCGCCGAGAGAGCAGGCUAAACGUGGAGAGCGGUCAGAGAGAAAAGCGCUUUUUGGCCAUAACUUUGGCAAUUUCGUGCGGAAAAAUUUGAUUUUUUCUAGAAACAUCAUUCUUUACAGUGGAAGUAGGCAUGAAAAUUUUCGUGCCGAAAUUCGGCAAAAAGUCCGAAAUUUUGGCCGACUUUCGAUCUAAAAAUCUCGGUUGUUUCUGCAAAGCGCGAGCUAAGAAUCUUGCAUAUAUUUUUGAAAAAAUUAUUCUAAAUUUAUGCCAAGUUUCAUCGAAAUCUGAGCGUCGCACUUGGAGUACUUCCCUUGUCCCGGACGGAUCUUUUCCAAUUCAAAAGUUGCAAAAAAUCCGUCAUUUUUUUUGCGUUGGGUUCCUCCAGGUUCAGAGCUUAAAAAAACUGGCAAAAAUACGGCCAAAAGUUGUUUUUCUCUCUGACCGUUCUCCGCGUUUCGCAUACUCUCUCGGCCACAAAGAUCGUUCCAUAUCUCAGCGGUUUCUGCAAAGCGCGAGCUAAAACAUUCAGCAAUUGAUAUGCAUCCCAUGCGUGACAUGUGUGCAAAAUUAAAAAAAAAAUCUGAGCGUCGCACUUGGAGUACUUCCCCUGUAAAAAGUUGUUUAUUAGUUUUGCAAACCCGGGAUUAGACACUGUUCCCCUUACGGAACAAAGAGACUUUGAACGCAAAUAUUAUACUAUUUAGAACGUAAAUAUUACCUGGGUAUUAACCUGUUUUCCCGGCAAUUAUCAAAUCGCGUAUGCGGCUAAUUGCUAGGCAGAUUAUCGGCUGAGAAUCUACCUUUGACUUGUUUACCCCCUCUCGAGUACCUAAUAAGCAGGAUACGUUAUAAUCUUGGAUGACAUUGUCUGGGAGGGACAUAGAUCUGUGUAGCAAAUGGGGUGGGGAUUGGUGGGGAUAAAUUUUGAGCUUAAAAAAGUGUGGGAUUGUCGUAAAAAAGAGUUUUUGGACCCUAAGUUUACCGUUACAUGAUGAUGACUUUUAGUAAGUCUUUGACGAAAAUCUAACAGGGGAAGUACUCCAAGUGCGACGCCCAGAUUUUGAUGAAGCUUGGCACAAAUUUAGAAUAAUUUUUUCUAAGAUAUAUGCUAUAAUCCUAGCUCGCGCUUUGCAGAAACAACCGAGAUUUUUAGAUCGAAAGUCGGCCAAAAUUUGACACUUUUUGCCGAAUUUCGGCACGAAAAGUUUCAUGCCUAUUUCUACCGUAAAGGUUAAUCUUUCUACAAAAAAUCAAAAUUUUCCGCACAAAACCUACCGGAGAAUUUUCCUAAAAAAUUUAGAUAGCGAUUUUAUUUUUUUUUAAAUUGGCACGGGGCAAAAUAAAUAACCCAAUUUGAUUUGUAUGUCACCAUCCUUAUACAGGGUGGGGCAUCUUUGUGGCCCGAUUUGAAUUGACUAUAACUACUUUAGUUUUUGGCCAAAUCUUAAAAUUCUUUUUUUCCUGAAUCCUCUGACAACCCCAUUUUGUUUGAUACCAAACAUGUUAUACAUACAUAUAAUAGUCUCAAGGAACUUAUUCCACCAACACCGAAUUUUCUUGCGAUCUGGAAGUUGGGCAUAAAUCCAAUAACUGUAGAUGACACUAACCUAUGUAUAACAUAUUUUGUAUCAAACAAAAUGGGGUUGUCUGAGGAUUCAGGGAAAAAAAGAAUUUUAAGAUUUGGCCAAAAACUAAAGAAGUUAUAGCCAAUUCAAAUCGGGCCACAAAGAUGUCCCACCCUGUAGAAUACAGGGUCUUACAAAAAAUGUGAAGGAAAGUGGAAGGCUAUAACUUCCGGCGGAGGCGGCGCAGAGACUUCGUAUUUAAUCACCAGGAAAUGUCGGAUUUUUUGGGGGGUUUCGAUAUGGGUGAUGUUGAAAAAGAGGAGGAAAGUGCCAACACUUGCAAUUUUUUCGACGUUUUCUUAAAGUCUAUAUCAAGAAACCCCCAAAACAUCUAACAUUUCCUGGUGAUUUUCAACCGACAAAGUCCGAAAUUUCUCGAUCAUUUUCAACCGAAAAAACCUGGUUUUCGGGGUAGAGAUGCCUCUACUUCAGAAGGUCGUAGCGACCUCAGUUAGCACUUCAAAAGCUUGUUAUUUGAUAAACAAAAACUUAUGUCUGUUAAAAAUACAUAUUUCAAAUAUGAAGUCUCUGCGGAGCCUCCGCCGGAAGUUAUAGCCUUCCACUUUCCUUCACGUUUUUUGUAAGACCCUGUAUUUUCGCACUGUGCAACGGCCAAAAAAGCCAAUUUUUUCGAAUGCACAGUGCAAUUAGGGGGCGCAGGAAAGGUGGGUGCUCAAAAACGGGCUGUAGGAAGUGCCUAAGAGGCCUUGGAAAAAUUGUUCGUUAUAGACAGCUUUUGUUGUACGGGGGUUCUUUAAGCUAUUUGCCGAUGAUAUCUGCAAUAUUUCAGUUCUCAUGACAAUAAUAUUUGUAUACGUAAACUGUAUCAUCCACUAACAAGGCUGUUCAAAUACAAAAAAACAAAGCGUUUGGACUUUUCAAAAAUUAUCCGAAAUUCCGCCAAAGCAAAAAAAAAUUUCUUCCACUCGAUAAUCCUUUGUCCAAUUUCUCCACUACGUAUCUUUAUCCCUCAUUGUUCAUUUCCAAAUUUCUCCCCAAAUUCAGCCAUAAAAUAUGGUCGGAAAAAAGUUUCAAAAUGAAAAUAAAAUUUUUAUGUCUAGGAUAAGGUCAUUUCUCCCCCCAAAUCAGGAGCGUUUAUCCCGAAUCGCGCCGCGAAUUUUCGUUCAAAGAUUAGAGAUAAAAUUUGGGAACGUGAGAUUUAAUUGAACCCAAGAGGAACACUCGUAUUUCAUUUUGAAAUUUUUAGUUAUUUUGACCUAAUUACUGCUGCAGUAAUAUUUUACUGAGCCUCAAAUUUUUGUUUACUGUCUUUGCAAAGAAAUUUGUACGUAUUUUGGAUACAAAAAUUUGGUCUGCCUGAUGAGCAAAUGAGGAAAUGUAAGUGAAAUUUUUUGACUUUUUUUUGUGAAAAAGAUGAAAAAAUUAUUUUACUUCCUUGCAAGGUCAAUAUUUUAAAAAAUUUAUUUGCACUGUGCAAAACAAAAAUGAAAAUUUUCGCACAGUGCAAUGGCCUAAAAAGCCUAUUUUUUCCAUUGCACGGUGCAAAUUUUUCAAACUUAACAUUGCACUGUGCGAUCAAAAAGUAAUAAAAUUUCGCACUGUGCAAUGACCGAAAAAGCCUAUUUUUCGAUUGCACAGUGCAAAUUUUUCAAACUUAACAUUGCACUGUGCAAUCAAAAAAUAAUAAAAUUUCGCACAGUGCAAUGACCAAAAAAGCCAAUUUUUCCAACGCACAGUGCAAAUUUUUCAAGGGUAAAAUUGCACAGUGCAAUCAAAAAAUAAUAAAAUUUCGCACAGUGCAAUGACCAAAAAAGCCAAUUUUUCCAACGCACAGUGCAAAUUUUUCAAGGGUAAAAUUGCACAGUGCAAUCAAAAAAUAAUAAAACUUCGCACUGUGCAAUGGCCAAAAAAGCCUAUUUUUUCGUUUGCACUGUGCAAAUUUUUCAAAUGUUUUUGCACAGUGCAAUCAAAAAAUAAUAAAAUUUUGCACAGCACAGUGGCAAAAAAGCGAUAAAAAAUUGACCGGUGCAGUAAAAAAAAUUUGCCGACUUGCUCCACAGUAAUUUUUUUGGUGCGUUUACUGUAGCCGAAAAAUUUUUUUGACGAUUUUUUGUUUUUUUUUCAAUUUGAAGUAUUCCAGACUGCCUCAACUCCGUAAACUCUGAAAUCCAUUAGAACCCAAUCCAAUAUCCCAUUCGAUUAGGGUCAUUUUGCAUUACCCCACCUCCAAUCUUGUUACAGUCCAAAAAUAGCGCAAGUUCUUUUCUAUCGAAAAAGGGGGAUAAAUUGAAUUCGAUUCGUAUUCUGCGCUCUUUUGAGGACUUCAUUUUUUUGGCAUGUGCCGGAACGUCACAAACAGAACGCAGAUGCGAGAUAAGCCAGGUCUCCGAGGCGUUUCUUGUCUAAUCGCUUGAGGGCGCUGAAGCAAGUUUUGGAAUUUUUUUGGAGGCUUGGAAUACUGUAUUUUGUUACAUUUGGAAGAAGUCUAUUUACUUUUUUCGACAGUUGGAGUUGAAGUUUUAGGGGAAAUAAAUGCAGGGGGAAGCUGGAAGAAGGCUUAGUUAGCAAAAAUAAUAAGAUUUUUUGGCUUCUAGGAUAGCUUAUCACAUAUUUUGAGGUAUUUUACAUGCGUUCACAUCAGUAAUAUAUAAAAAAAUGUAGAUAAGGGUUACGGAUCUUUAUUUUUUUGCCGCAAAUUUUGGUCUUGAAGCCUUCGCCAAGUCUCCGCUGAGCCUUCGCCAGCGAGGUCUCAAAGGCUUUUCAGGGACUCGUAGGUCUCCCACUUUUGGAAUCUCCCAACCUCGAAAAAAUUUUUAAAAACAAAUUUUAGUCGAUUUAUGUAGGGUUCGGAAGGUAUAUAAGAAGGGUGCGUUAUAUUAUUCCAAAAAGUUUCAAACUUACUUCAUUUUUAGCCUACAUGAAAUUUUUGUUUUUUUUUAAUCUAGGCAAAAAAAAAAAUAUUUUUUUUUGGCAUAGGUGGUUUUUUUUCAUGUGGGCAAAAAAAAAAUAAUUUUUUUUUGGCAUAGGUGGUUUUUUUUCAUGUGGGCGAAAUUUUUUUUUUUUUUUGCAUAGGUGGUUUUUUUUUUCAUACGUCAGUCUGUCGGGAAAGCAACGGCGGACCGUCGCGCCUCGGAAUCGCCCAUCAUCACUUUGCGACGGCGAAGUUUGUGAUCUCAGAAAUUGGAAAGAUGAAGAAAUGGAAGUAGGCUAAAACCGAGAUUUUGGCCUAGUUCAUGCAGUCGGUGAAGUCGGUGAAGAUGUAGGCCAAAACCGAGAUUUUGGCCUAGUUCAUGCAGUCGGUGAAGUCGGUGAAGAUGUAGGCCAAAACCGAGAUUUUGGCCUAGUUCAUGCAGUCGGUGAAGAUGUAGGCCAAACCGAGAUUUUGGGUUUCGGCCUAGUUGAUUAAAUCGAAGUUGAUUAAAUCGAACUAGGCCAAAACCAUGAUUUUCGCCUACUUCCUACCCGCUUGGAUGAACUAAGCCAAAUCCACGUUUCCGCCCAGAUCAUAGAAAAUCCUAAAACAGGUGGCGUCCUUUUACCAAAUCAAACGCUUGAAAAAACAUUGCGAAAUCAACAACUUGUUUACCAAUAGGACGCCUCUUGAACAGAAUGCCAAAUAAUUAUUUUCGUGCCGUGACGCGAAAUUGCUGUGGGCAAGACACAUUUAUCCAUUGAAUUUUUAUUUUCUUAUUGGUAAAAACGGUCAAAAAGGGAUUUUCAUGGUGUUUCGAGAAAAGCUUUGAGGAAUUUUUCACCCUUACAAACCAAAAUUAGGCAGCUAAUUUUUACAUAUUCUGAAUCAGAAAAAUUUUGCGAAUUUUUGGAUAUAUAACUCCACCUGUUUUACGAUUUUCUAUGAUCUGGGCGGAAACGUGGAUUUGGCUUAGUUCAUCCAAGCGGGCAGGAAGUAGGCGAAAAUCAUGGUUUUGGCCUAGUUCGAUUUAAUCAACUUCGAUUUAAUCAACUAGGCCAAAACCAUGAUUUCCGCCUAGUUCCUGACCGCUUGCAUGAACUAGGCCAAAUCUCGGUUUGGCCUACAUCUUCACCGACUGCAUGAACUAGGCCAAAAUCUCGGUUUUAGCCUACUUCCAUUUCUUCAUCUUUCCAAUUUCUGAGAUCACAAACUUCGCCGUCGCAAAGCGAUGAUGGGCGAUUCCGAGGCGCGACGAUCCGCCGUUAUUUUCCCGACAGACUGAUAUGCCAAAAAAAAAAAAAAAAAUUCGCCCACAUGAAAAGAAACCACCUAUGCCAAAAAAAAAAAUUUUUUUUUUCGCCCACAUGAAAUUUUUUCACCUAGGCAGACCAGAUUUUGAAGUAGGCCACAAAAUUUCAUGUAGGCUAAAAAUGAAGUAAGUUUGAAACUUUUUGGAAUAAUAUAACGCACCCUUCUUAUAUACCCGUAUAUACCCGAAAUCUCGGGUAUAUUCGGGUAUUUAUAAAAUUAGCCUAAAUUAGUCCAAUAUAGUACCAAUAUGAAGUAGUUAAUGAAUAAGCGGCAACUUAUUCAUUAACCUAAUAAUGUUUGGAGUGAUAAUCUUUAUUUUGCCAACUACAACAAACAAAACUGGUACUUUAACAAUGAAAAAGUUUAGCAAUUUAGAACCAAGUUUUCAGCGGCAAAAAUGAAACUAUAACAAAAUGUCAACAUUUAUUGAUUUUUUUAUGACAAAACUCAACUUUUUUUACAUUUUUUGAAUGCAAAAAUACUUUGAAUAUACCCAUAAAUACCCGAAAAUACCCGGCCUCUCGGGUAUUUGGGUUUAUACCCGGGUAUAUACGGGGGUAUAUACCCCGGGUAUAUACCCCGUCCGAACCCUAUUAUGUUCGUUCUGAGGCAGCGUUCAAGGGCAAUAAAAAUUUUAUAAACAAUUGUGAAUUUUUUGUUAUUUUAAUGCUGCAGGCUGCGCCCUAGUCUAGAGUUUAAAACUAUGCCAUUUAUCGCCUGUUUCGUGUAUAUUUUUCAUUUCGAACUUAAUUUCAACCCUCUAUUCACAUGUCGAGACCAAGUUUUUGCUCUAUUACAUGUUGAAGUGCAUUUGGAGGGGUUACGUGUUCCGGAAAUUCCCAUAAGCAAUCCGCGAAAAACGAAGCACAAGAGCCGAAAAAUGUUUCCGUUAGACAAAUUGUCGUGUUAUUUUGGGUUUUUUUGACGUCAGAUUCGCAAAAAUCCCAGAAGAAAAAUUAUAAUUAGUAGUCUUACAACUGUUUAUGUUUACUAAGAAACUCUAUACGCCUAUGUAAAAAAAUGUAAAAAGUUUUUCGGGAGCAAAAGCCGAUAUCCGAACUCCAAAGUCCUUGGGAUAUCCGAGAAAAAAAUUUUUUUUUUCCGCCACUGUUUUUUAUAAACUUUCCCCAGACCUCUCGUUCAAAAACCCCUCAGGCGGUUUUACGGCUUUUUUGGGGCUCAAAAAAUUAAGAUGUUUCGCGGACUCGGCAUAUUAAAACAGCACGUCGUUGGGGUGCGGCUUGACCUCGGUGGUUCGUUUUUAGUCCUAGAACGUCUUGUUUGGGAUUUUUAAAUUUUAAAUUUUUGAAAUUUUGGUGAAAGUUUUGUGUUUGGACUUUGACAAAAAUAGUUUGAAUUUGCACUGUGCAGAGGGAUUUUUAGGCUUUUUUGAGGUCUGCACUGUGCAGAGGGAUUUUUAGACUUUUUUGAGGGCUGCACUGUGCGGAAAUAAAAAUUGAAUUUUUUCUGCACAGUGCUGACGAAAAGAAGUUUUGAUACAGCAAAUAGUAUUUUUUAAAGCAUAAAAGACUUGUUUUUGUAGCAAUUUUAUUUUUUGCACAGUGCACUUAAGAUUUCUGGACUUUUUGCAGUCUGCACUGUGCGGAAAUAAAAAUUCAAUUUUUUCUGCACAGUGCUGACGAAAAGAAGUUUUGAUACAGUAAAUGGUAUUAUUUAAAGCCUACUACACUAGUUUUUUAUAGCAAUUUUAUUUUUUGUACAGUGCCCUUAGGAUUUCUGGACUUUUUGCAGUCUGCACUGUGCAAAAUUUGAAAACUGCAGUUUUAUUGCUUAUUGUGUAAAGUCAAGAUUUAAUUUGCAUUAGUAUACUUAGAAUUGCCUAUACAGCAAUUUUUUAGACCAAUUUUAUUUUUGCACUGCGGAUCGAGAUUUUCCGGUAUUUUUUGUUUUUGCACGGUGCAAAGGAAUUUUUGGCAAAAAUCUAUGGCAACUGGGUAAAUAUAUAUACAAUAGCAUUUUUAAUUUAUUUUUUUUGUCAUGGUGACAAUCACUGGCCCAAAACAAACCUCCCGGAAAUUUUAGUAUUACUUUUGAAGAAACCUCGGGCGCAGCUCGCAAACAAAAAUUUCUGAUGCAAGUCGCAAAGCUUUUUUAUUAAUUUUUAUUAUGAUUUUUUAAAAUUUAAAAAUAAAAAAUACACACCAAACAGUUGAAAAAUGUCAUAGUUCAAAACCCUACACUAGGGCGCAGCCUGCGCCAUUAAAGUAACAAAAAAAUUUAAAUUUCCCAAAAAAAUUUUAUUGCUUUUGUAACCUGUCUCAAGACCAAUAUGUACAUUAAUUUUUCGGAUGCACUUUACACUUUUUGCAGGAAUUUACAUUAUUUAUGACCAUUUGCCAUUAGAGACAUUAGCUCUGACUUGGCCCAUUAUCCCGCCCCACCCGCUUCAAUUCCCAUUAUUCACACGAGUUUCCACAUGACUUUCUUGGAGGUUGUAAUUAGAAUUGGGUUUGGGUAUUAUCGAUGUUUUGGGAGAGAUUUCUAUUUUUUCAAGUUUUUUAUCCGUUUUCGAUUUUAGGGGCUUUUUGGAAUAAAAGAAAUCCUUUUUCAUAUUGAAAAAAGUAGUAGCUGCUACUCAGAAACGAUUUUUGUACUUUUAUUGUCCCGAAAAAUUCGAAAUUUUUGAUUUUUUAGUCUUCCCAACGCACAGUGCAACAAAAUUUUUCAAUCAAAAAAUUUCGUAUUUUAGCCGGCGUAAAUUUUCUGGAUAUCUCAUAGCACAACUACCACUGCUACUUACUACCACCAAACCGAAUUUUAUAUCCCACUUUAUCCUCUGUCAAUUUUUACGAUCGUUUUAUUUUAUUUACUGCACGGUGCACCCAGUCCCCCAAAGAUUUUACGAAAGCUCGAACAAUGUCCUAUAAAUAUAGUCCCACUGUUAGUUUUUGUUUCUUCUGGCGAUGUCGUGUGGCGCCCGCAAAGUUUUGUUCCCCAGCGGCAAUUAAGGGGGGACAGGAAGAGCGCUCUUAUCUUGUCGUUCGCCUAGGAUAACAACCGGGUGUAAUUUCAUCAUGGGUUUACUGGGAAUUGAGUGGAGAAGAUUGUCUGGGAGUUCGGUGGCGAUUAUACCAAGGCUCCGAAGGGCUGCUGAAAAUUUGGGAAUGAUUUUUUUUUUUGGGAAAAGAAACAUCUUUGAAAACGAUCUUUUUGGGCUGACAAGAGAUUUAAAAGGCUCUACUGUACCUCCAAGUUCGACGCUCAGAUUUUCUUCAAAUUUUGUACACAUUUUGGUCAUAAACUAAGUAUCAGUUACUGAAAGUUUUAGCUCGCGCUUUGCAAGCGCCUCCAAGAUAUUGAACCAUCUUUGCCGCUGAGAGAGUACGCUAGACGUGGAGAGCGAUCAGAGAAAAAAACACUUUUUGGCGAUAACUCUGAUAGUUUCGUGCGUUAAAAGUUGAUUUUUUGUGGAAAAAUUACCCUUUAUAGUAAAAAUACACAUAAAACUUUUCGAGCCAAAAAAAUCGGCAAAAAGUGUCAAAUUUUCGCCAACUUUGGAUCAAAAAAUCUCGGUUAUUUCUGCAAAGCGCGAGCUAGAAUUCUCGCAUAUAUUGUAGAAAAAAUUAUUUUAAAUUUGUGCCAAGUUUCAUCAAAAUCUGAGCGUCGCACUUGGGAUACUUCCUCUGCAAAUUGUAAAUUACAUUUAUCAACCAUGAAUGUCAUCUUGUUCAAGUUAUUUUUAGUCCAUUCCUUUUGAAAGUUUACAUUUUUUUGGCCAAGAUUUGCAUAGCCUUCCUUAUGAAGUUAUAGAACGUCCUUAUUUUUUGUUUACCGCUUCAAAAGCAACCCAUUAUUCCCAAAAAGAACCGUCUAUUUUUUGUUUUUGACCUUCGCAGAGACGUCUGCCCUUAGGACAUCCUUACUUUAUGCAUCAUUUCGCUGUAGUCUAAGCGAAUUUUUCUAGGCCGUUAAAUGUGCAAAUUUAUGCAAGCAAUCAACCACUCUCAUAACCUCUUUAUUACGCAGCUGCACGCACGCUGACGUCCCAAGACAAGGAGGAAUGUCAUGUUUCUGACUUAUUCGGUCCCUCCGGCGCUUUGAACUUUCUCAAGGUCUCUCCUUUUGUGGGCCCUCAUAAGCUCUUCAUGUUCCGCUUUUUCGGGGCCGCCUUUGCCGUCCGUUGAGCCGUCUCUGAAGAGGGUCAAAAUCGAGGGUUCGACUUAAAGGUGGCUCAGUUUUUUCUAGGAGAUUUCUUGAGAGUUUUAGAAUAGGGGAAUAUCGGAUUUUGAUGGCCUAAAAAUACGUGAUACAGUAAGGCAAUUUAGGGAAAUUAUGAUGACUUAUAUUACAGUUGGAAGUCAAGGGUCACGUAUUAAUUGUCAACAUAUUCCAGGAGGUCUAUCUAAAAAAAAAAUACAAGUAUUCGUAGGGUUUGUGGUUAUACUUUUGUUUUGCCCCGAUUGACUUGAUUUUUGGCAUGGUGGUUCUUUUAGAUCCUCUCUUUGAGUAUUUAAAAAAAAGUUCGAAAUUUUCAAUUUUGAGUGACCUAUGACGUCAUGAAAAGUCGAAACUUUGAGCUGCCAUAUCUCGCUUCGUUUUAUAGGUAUGGACUUGAUUUUUGGUUUCGUCGCGUAUGGUACAUAAUGGGACAAUCACUGUCGAAAUUUUUUCGAAAUUUCAAAAUUUACGAAAAAAAUCCCAAAAAAAGACCUUUUUUCGUAUCUUUUAAUUAGACCGGGGAAUAUUGAAAUGCAAGCUUCUACAGGUCCAUAUCGGGAAAGCAAAUUCAUAACUAAGAGAUAACUCCAUGUAUGUGUAGAUACGGCCAUGUACAAACUUACACUUACACAAAACCCCGUCAUGAUGACGGAAUUUCUGGAUUUUUUUGAUUCCAUUGAAUUCUACGUACCCGACUUCCUAUUAGUACGUGUCUUUCUUUUUUGUAGUGCACUUCGUAUUUUAGCUAUGGCUUACUGUAAAAAAUACGAUUUGCACAGUGCGAAUUUCAAAAAAUUCGUUCUCGGCUCCCAGGUCGAAAUUCGAAAAAAACGGCUCGCUGAUCGAUUUCUUUUUGCUCGAAGAUUGUCACAAAAUUUUUUCAGAACAUUCUACAUAGCCAUGUCCUCAAUAGAAUCUCCCGACGGAAAACGAAAUUUUUCGAAAUUUUCAAAAUUUUGACUUUUUCAAAUUUUUCGCUCUGAUGUACAACAACGAUGUCAAAAAUGUCCAACUAUAGAUUAUAGAGCUCGAAGAGCUCUACAAAUUACCCGCUUACAUCGUCUUCGUAUCUUUGAAAUUACGGCCGCCAGAGCGGCCGGAAAUUUCGGUCGAUUUUUGGUGCACCGUGCGAAAAAAAUCGCCCUCAGGGCAAUUAGCGGGGUUGAACAAAUUGAUUAUAUGGGUGCUAUAGGACACAAAAUGAACUACCAUCGUGCCAAGUUUCAGCUUUCUACUUGCAAUAUUCUGUGCGCACCGUGCGGUCGAAAAAAAAAUCGAAAUUUCGGCCAAAAUUCGGCCCUGAGGGCUUGGAAUCGAACUUUUUCGGAUUUUAAUUUUGUCCAUCGUAUUCAGCACAUUGAGCUGCUACAGAAACAGAUGUCGAUUCCUAAAAUACGCACAGGUUGAAAAAGCAGUAUUCGAAUUUCCGAAUUUUUGGAUUUUACUUACUUUCACGAAAGUUACUAUACCUCGGGAACAAGGUCGAAAUUCAAAAAUCCCGCCCGUUACAUGAUAGACAAUUUAGUAAGGAUUCUACAACCAGAAGCUGGGAUACGAUUCCGAGAGAUAUGAUCAGAAAUCGUGUUUGAAGCGGCGGUCCCAAAAAAUCCCGAAUCGGAAAAGUCGUCAAAUCCCAAAAAUUUCCAACUAAAAUUAGUCUAAAAGUUACAUAUUCGGAAUCUCUAUGUCAUUUCGGACAUAGUCGUAUCUUUUUCCCCGGUACUUUUAGUGCAAGAAGUGCCAGUCUUGAAAAAACGCCCACUUCCAUGGACGAAAACACAAAAAAAGAGCGCGGGGAAGAGAGAGAGCGGGCAGAGAACCGCUUCCUUCUUCGUUUGGCGGGAGAAAAGAGAGAGUGGGAAGGGGGUGGAGGGUGGUUAGACAAAGGUUUUCUCUUUCGAUUCCGGUCAGAGAUAAGAUGGAGAGAGUGCUGAGUGUGAAGAGGCGGUAGCGAAACGGUCAUCAUGACGGGGGUUUCUGGAUUUUUUCGAGAAAUUUUUGUAAAAUUUUUUUUUGGUCCUGGAUUCUCGGGAUUGGCCGUUUUAGGACCAAAUUUGACGGCGAUUUCGGGAAAAAUAUUGGCUUUGGAUAAUUUUGAGUGCUGAGUCUAUUUUUUCGAGUUUUUUAGUUGAUUUUUCCUUAUUGUAUGAGGUUCUGAUCAAGUUUGGGUGGAAGGGAGAUUAUUUUAGGUAACAAAAUGUAGUCUCGCGGCGGCCGUAGGCCGUCGCCUCAUGCCGGCAGGCUCUUUACCCCGGCUUAGCAAUCUGGGACUGGCCUGAGCUUAGCGAUUAGGGAAAGCUUAGCGAUCCUAACUUUUUGGUCUUAAAAACGCUACAACUUCCUACUAGGCUCAGUCUAACGCGUAGCGUUUCUCUGCCGCGGCCGGAGGCCGUCGGCAAAGCUUUAGCGAGCGUUUAUGUUGUUUUCGACUUUGAACAGGUCCAAAUCGCGCGAAAAGCAGCGAUACCGGGCGCAAAGUUGCCUUUGUCCGCAGGGCUGCCCGAGAGACGUGAGCAGCCGCAGGCUGCGAAGUCUCGAGCCCUAGUCAUUUAUCUUAACGGCAAUUUCACUUUACCGCGACACAAUUCAUUUUCUCGGCGGCGUUGCGAUUUUCGAUGCGACAAAGCGCUCACUAUUUCCCCGACAGACUGAUAAAAGUCCGUAGGCAUUUAGGAUAUGUUUUGAGCUUACUGAUGAAAUAAUAGAAAUUAAAUUUACCAAGCAAGUGCCAUAAAUGCCACCAUUGGAUUAUAAUGAAACUUGGCACAAACUUUGAUUGUAGGCUUAUAAGGAAAAUUUACUUGCCCGUUCACAAAGUCGCUGGAAUGAUUGUGCGAAAAUGGAGCGCUUUUCACUAUGCAAUUUCUUGUUUUUUUUUGCAUGCAACGAGCAUUCUUGGGCACGUCAAACUGAGAUGUUUUACCUUCAUCUCUGAUCUCUGAAAACCUUUUAAUCCAAAGUUCAAUUCAAAUGUAUUCAAAUUCCGAAAAUUCCAGCCUCUUUCCGGGAAUAAAACCUUUUCCGAGACCGUCCAAAUUUAUCUUUUCUAUAGUACUCUGGCUUUAUGCCAUCGCUUCCUUGACUUAGCCAACCGUUGCAAGAGCGCCUCAUAAAACUAGUUCCGCUCGACUUAUUCAAAAAAGCCCUGAGGGGAUGUCGAGAAUCUUCUUGGACUUUGAGGUCAUGUCGUCAUUGUUUGAUUCCUUUUUUUUCUUUGUUUCCAAAAAAAACGAUAAAAAAUGGCAUCGUUAAGGGCGAGAUUCUUGGCUUCUGUUGGCAAAUGUACAUCGCCUAUUGUCUUAAGGUCGACGUUCGGAAUUUUUAACCGCUCUUUGAGAGCUGUUGUUCAAACGGGGUAAUUGACAAGGAGAUUGUGGAAGUGUUUGAAGCGCAACACUCGGAUCCUUUGUAAAUUUUGCGCACACCUCCGGCAUGAGUGACAUAUCAAUGCCUGAAAGUUUUAGCUUGCGCAUUGCAGGCACAGCCGAGAUAUUGAACGAUCUUUGCUGCCAAGAGAGUACGGUAAACGUGGAGGGCGGUCAGAGAGAAAAAACUUUUUGGCUAUAACUUUGCUCGUUCCGUGCGGAAAAAAUUGAUUUUUUAUGGAAAGAUUACCCUGUAUGGUAGAAAUAGGCAUGAGACUUUUCGUGUCAAAAUUCGAAAAAAAAGUCUCGAAUUUUCGCCGACUUUCGAUACAAAAAUCUCGGUUGUUUCUGCAAAGCGCGAGGUGGAAUUCUUGCAUAUAUUUUAGAAAAAAUAUUUCUAAAUUUGAGCCAAGUUUCAUCAAAAUCUGAGCGUCGCACUUGGGGUACUUCCCUGUUAGAAAUAGCCAUGAAACUUUUCGUGCCAAAUGUCGCAAAAAAAUGUUGCAUUUUUGUCAUCUUUUGGCCUAAAAAUCUCGGCCAUGCCUGCAAAGCGCGAGCUAAAAGUAAAGUCGAUCCAGUUGCAAAACACGUACCAUUUUGCAUCCGGGAAGUAUCAAAAAUAUAUCAAAAUACCUCCAUCUCCAAGUAAAAAAAACCCCGAUUUCAACAACGCACCGGUCAUUUUGUUGGAGAAAGGGUUCGCCCUUCAAAAAAAUCAAUUUUUUCACUUGGAGAUGGAGGUAUUUUGCUGCGAUCUUGAUACUUCCCGGGUUCAAAAUGGUACGCGUUUUGCCACUGGAUCAAGUCCGCCACUGCACAUUCAUUUUACCGGCUCUAAACUGUUGAUUAUUGCUCGCGAAUUAUGUCAUAUACAAUGUAUAUCGUAUCUUUUAGCUUAACAGAGGGACCUUUAUGGUUAGAACAGCACGAGUUUUACUUCUUUUUCAAUAGUUUAUACUCAAUAGUUUAUACUAGUUUCACUCAGAAAAAUUAGUUCUCGAUGAUCCAACGACGAUUCAGUAAACUUGGUAAGAGCUGAACAAAAUAUAUUUCAAAAAAUACCAAAAAAAUUUUUUUAGUUCAUCACACAUACUCUCUCUUCAACGUAUUUAACCAAUGUUUUACUUUCAGACAGUAACAAUGGUGCUGAACGGAUACCUCUUUGCGACACAAACAACGCGGGUCUGGCGUUGUAUGAGGUAAGAGGGGCUUUUAAACCAGUAUCAAUAUAGGACUGUUACAAGGUUCGAAAAGAAUAUUUGGUAUCAAACAAAAUGGGAGAUUAUGAGGAUUCAGGGGAAAAAGAAGCUUCAAAUUUGGUCGAAAAAUAAAGAAGAUAUAGCCAUUUCAAAUCGGGCCACAAAAAUGGCACACCCUGUAAAAUAAUUAAAAUUAUUUUUUAAUAUUUUUUUUCUUUUUGUCCGUUCUCCAACGUUAAUCUGCAAAGAAUCGAAUCAUGAAUGCCUCGGCUUUAUUCGGACCGCGUGCGAUAAAAUCUUUACGUAUUGAUAUACGGUCUUGUUGGGCUAAUCUUGAGCGCUUUCUUUAUUAGGUAAAAAAUGAUAUUUUUGCAGAAAAAGUAUUUCUCGAAGCUACAAGUCCGGACAGGGAUUGAUAAAUAGACAAAUCUUGAGCAUUUUUUAUUGAGUAAUCUUGAAAAAGAUUAUACGUACAGUGACGGACCUGAUCCGCUGAGAAAAAACGUACCAUUUUGCGUCCGAGAAGUAUCAAAAAAUGUGGCAAAAUGCCUCCCUCUCCGACUAAAAAACUCCGUUUUGGGUGCCUUUUCUCUCACCUAGAGAGCUUGAGCGGAGCUUGCCUUUGAAGCCGGAGUUUUUUUACUUGAAGAUUGAGGUAUUUUGCAACAUUUUUUAUACUUCCAGGAUGCAAAAUGGUACCUUUUUUGCCACUGGUCAGGUCCGCGACUAUAAAAGAAUGUGCAAAAUGGGGAGAGCGCUCAGAAAUAAAUCAAAUCCAUUUCAUCAUAGAAAUUGCUAUGAUAUAUAAAUAUAUAGGUUAUGAUAAAUACAUACGAUUACCACUGCAUUAUUUACCAUUUCCUUUUGAUUUGCAGGAAGAAUACAACUCCCAAGGCCAGAAGAUUGGCCAGAUGCUCCGCUCCCUUUCCCUCUACCAAACAGCGCCUCAAGAGGACGUCGAAGCGAAUGCUCCGUCGGCCCCCAAACAACCGGUGAAAAUGGGUACCCUCAUGGGUGUCUAUUUCCCAUGCGUGCAAAACAUCUUCGGAGUUUUGUUUUUCAUCCGACUCGCCUGGAUCGUGGGCGUCGCUGGGAUUGUGGAGGCGCUGGGAGUGGUGCUGCUCUCCUGUUCUGUGGUGAGUUUAGUUUAUAUUUAUUUUCAUAAAUUACAUUUGAUGAAAAUGAAUUUAGUCAAUUGUAAAAAUAAAUAUAUAAUAUUUGAAAAUAUUUUUUGACAUUUUUAACGGUUAAUUCAAAUUUCGGAGCCAUUGCACUGUGCAAUUGCAGUUAGGGUUAAAAAAGUUGGACUGGCCAGAUUUUUAGGCCAAGAAAAAAUAUUUGUCGAUGAAAUUUACAUCAACGCACUGUGCAGGUAGCUUUGCCAAUAAAUCCAUGCUUGUUUUGAUUGAACAGUGCAAAAAUCAAAAAUCUGCACUGUGCAGCGAUUUCAAGACACAAUUUUUUGGGCUAGUCGGAUUUUUAGACCGGUAAAAGUCAAUUCCUCUUGUUAUUUUAUCCCCUGGCAAUGUGCUGAUAUUAUUUUCUGGCCAAGAUAUUUCUGGUUCAUUGAACAGUGCAAAAAUCAAAAAUCUGCACUGUGCAGACGAUUUCAAAUAUAAAAUUCUGGUUCGAUCGGAUUUUUAGGCCAAUAAAAGUUAAUUCCUCUCGUUAUUUUGUCCCCUGGCAAUGUGCUAACAUCAUUGUUUAGCCAAGAUAUUUCUGUUUGAUUGCACAGUGCAAAAAUCAUAAAUCUGCACAGUGCAAUCGAAGUUUAGCAUUUUCUGCACUGUGCAGAGGAAAUUCAAAAAAAUUAUUUCUCUAGCCUAAGGAUCAAUGUCGUCUCCACCUAAAAACCUCACUUUCAGACAUUCCUCACCUCGAUAUCGCUCUCCGCAAUCGCCACGAAUGGAGUGGUCUCCGGCGGAGGCCCGUAUUACAUGAUCUCCCGUAAUUUGGGCCCCGAACUCGGCGGUGCCAUCGGGAUUCUGUUCUUCUUCGGCAACACGAUGGCCGGCGCCAUGUACAUAACGGGAGGCGUGGAGAUCCUGCUGAUCUACCUCUGCCCGCAGCUCAAGCUCUUCGAAAGCAUGCAUAACAAUUUCCGGGUGUUCGGCUCCGCCUUGCUGCUGUGCGUGGGGCUGGUGGUGUUGGCGGGGGUUAAGGUGAGGGGUUUGAGUUGAAAAAAAGAAUAAGUUGAACAGUAUCUCUAGCCACGAUCACUUUCAAAAAUCGCAUUUUUCAGGUUGUAAAUAAAUUCGCACUGCCGGCGUUAGUCAUGGUGUUAGGAUGCAUAGCGUGCACAUUUAUUGGAGAGUUUGUCAAGUUUAAUGGAACCGACAGCUUACGGUAGGUCUUUUUUGAGGACGUACAAAUCUCUGAAUGUCCAGAAAAUGUGUCAGGAUGACAUCAUUCUAAAAAGCGCCUACGGUAUAAAUAACAGCUGUAUAUGGCUAGUAGCACUCCUUACAGUACGUCAAAAAAUUUUGGGGAUUGUACAGCAUCUUGUCGCUGAAAAAACUCGCAAAAAAACUAAAAGUCUAGAAAAUGCGUCAUCCAAAUUGCGCAUUGCAGAAGUUUUGAGCUCAAAUUUUUUUACUCGGUACUCUAGAGAGUAUUUAUAAACAUAUACAGCCAUUGUUCAGACCGGUGCGGCAUCUUAAAAAUGGGUGUCAUCGUGACACAUUUUUUUGCGGAAAAAACAUGUUUUUUUUUUCAUUUCAGAUAUUGUGUUGUCGGCGACCGUCCAGUAAAUUUGGUGGCCUUCUCCGAGAAGCACAAGUACACCCCGGACUGCACAAUCGAGGGUCUUCGGGCCGCCUUCUGUCCGAACGCCACGAGUUGCGAUCCCUACUUCAAGAAGGUCCUCACCUCCAACCCGCUGUCCAUCGGCUCGCAGCGCGCCAUCACCGGUUUCUCCAGUAAUGCGUGGUCCGACAACCUUUGGGCCAAAUACCGCGAAAAGGGCACCGUCUUGACCCGCGGCGACUCCACCAAGGAGCCAAAGGCGGAGAAGGGGAGCUUCUGGAUCUUUGAGGACACCACAACCUCUUUCAUGGUGCUGGUCGGCGUGUACUUCCCAUCCGUGACGGGUAUUAUGGCGGGCUCGAACAGGUCGGGCAAUCUUCGAGAUGCGGCCGUUUCCAUUCCAUGGGGUACUAUUGGCGCUCAACUCACCACUUCUCUGGCUUGUGAGUUUGCUUGCGAAGAGGGCUAUAUAACUGUUGGAAUGCUGAUGGCUUUGUAAAGCUCCUGUUCAAGUAGAAUGGCGGGUCUGAUCCAGUGGCAAAAAAAGUGCCAUUUUGCAUCCGGGAAGUAUCAAAAAAUGUAGCAAAAUACCUCCCUCUCCAAGUGCAAAAACUCCGAUUUCAAAAGCGCUUGCCCAGAGCGUCACAAACAGAUUUUUUUUAGUUGGAGACGGAGGUAUUUUGCUACAUUUUUUUGAUAUUUCCUGGAUGCAAAAUGAUACGUUUUUUGCCACUAGUACGCCACAGUAGUAACAAAAAGCUCAACUGAAACCCUCAUUUUUCAGACAUUUUCGGCUCUGCCUUUUUUGGAAUGACCGUCUCCGAGCUGUUCAUCCGCGACAAGUACGGGGAGUCGGCGAUGGGGAAGAUGAUCGUCGCCGAACUGGCCGUCCCAAUGCCUCUGAUCAUCCUGCUCGGAUGUCUCGCGUCAACCAUCGGCGCUGGAAUGCAAUCGUUGACUGGGGCGCCGAGAAUUCUGCAGGCAAUUGCGAGUGACGAGGUCAUUCCAUUCUUGCGGCAUUUCAAGUCCACGGAUCGCCGCGGUGAACCGUUGAUUGCGAUUUUUGUGACUUUGAUCAUCUGCGAGGUGGGGAUCUUGAUCGCUGUGCUGGAAAGCUUGACUGCGCUGAUUACGGAGUAAGUUGAUGGGAAAUAUAGUUGUGUUCUGGUGGAUAGCUCAAAGAUUUACAGUGAUGGACCUGAUCCAAUGAGAAAAAACGUACCAUUUUGUGUCCGGGAAGUACCAAAGUUUGGCAAAAUGCCUCCUCUCCAACUAAAAAAACUCCUGUUUGGAGGGCCUUUACCAAAAUAACUGGCGCGCUUUUGAAAUCGGAGUUUUUUCACUUGGAAAAAGAGGCAUUUUGCUACAUUUUUUGAUACUUCCCGGUUGCAAAAUGGCACGUUUCUGCCACUGGAUCAGGUCCGCCACUGUAUUUCUUAUGAUAGUCUGCAGUUGGGGGUUUCGUUAUUUAGGCACUAUUUAUCAUCUCGUUCCAACUUUUCGACUCGAUGACAGUUCGGGUCAACACAAAAUCGAUCAAUGUCUAGGACAGGCGUAAACCCAAAAAAGGCGGUAGGAGAUGUCCACAAGGACUGUAAAAGCCGUUGGAUGCUCGGCGGGCGUUCCGCGAAGGCUCGGCGGAGAUUCAAAGUAUCCUCACUAAAAAGGCUUGCACUAUGUCCAUUUUUUCUAACUUUAGCUAUUACUAACGUUAGUUUUCUUUACCGUGAGUUAUUGUAACAUAUAAAAGGCCAAAAUUUGGGGUAAAAAACGAAGAUCCGUAACUUCUAUCUCAAUAUUAUUGAUGUGAGUAGAUGCAAAAUACCUAGAAAUAUGUGAUAAACUCUCCUAGGACCUGAUCAAUUUGAUUAUUUCUAAUAUCUAAACCUUCUCCAAGCCUUGCCAUCCAUAUAAUGACAAAUAGAGGCACCCCAAGGGAUCGCCGACCCGCACUUUUGUUGACCCGAAAAAUCGUUGCGCCAUUUGUCAUCAUGCCAAAGCAAUUUUCAAUUUUUUUCUAAAACCUAACGGCAUUUUUUUCUUCAGAUUCCUUCUGAUGUGCUAUUUCGGAGUAAACCUCUCGUGCGCGAUUCAGUCGCUGAUGAAAGCGCCCGGUUGGCGGCCCACCUUCAAGUACUAUCAUUGGGCCCUCUCGUUCGCCGGCGCCCUCCUCUGCCUCGCCAUUAUGUUCAUCAGUUCUUGGCAGUUCGCGAUCCUCGCCAUCCUCAUGGGCAUCGCCGUCUACAAGUACAUUGAAUACGAGGGCGCGGAGAAGGAGUGGGGCGAUGGACUGAAGGGAUUGAAGCUUUCGGCCGCCAGAUAUGCCCUGCUUUCGGUGGAUCAACGGCAUGAACAACAUAGUCGGAACUGGCGUCCACAAUUGUUGGUGUUGUAUCCGAACAAAGGUGGGAUCUUUGGAGGAAAGGACGCGAAUGAGACCGGUGACAGACUGCUCAGCUUUGUCAGCCAACUGAAGGCUGGGAAGGGGCUGACAAUGGUGGCGGAAUGCAUUGAAGGGGAUUACAUCAAGAAGUUGGAGGAGGCUUCGGUAAGUCGUUGAAAACUGCCAAGCAAAAAUUCAAAUUAUACAAUUUGAAAAGUCUCUUUUGGGUCUCAAACCGGUUUUUGGCACUUUAAGACAAUUUAAAAUUUCAAAAUUCAAAUUUCCCGCCAAUCUUGGCAUCCUGUUUAAAGCAGUUUUUUACUCUAAAAUGGCUCGAUAAUGGAAAAAGCAACGGAAUCAAAGCUUAAAUUGUCUGUGGCACAAUAAAAAAAAUGGUCCAGAAUGUUUGUGUGGCCAUAUUUUACACAAAAAGACAUUUUUUUAUUUUUUGCACUGUGCAGCAAAAAAAUUUUAAUGAUCUCAAAAUUGAUGACGUCACAUCAAAAAUGGCCUCAAAUCCAUUUCAGAUCGAACGUCAACGCCUCAUCGACAAGUGCCAAGCCUACAAAAUCAAAGGAUUUUGCGAGGUCCUCGUCAACGACACUUACAACGCCGGAAUCAACUGUCUGGUCCAGACCUCUGGGCUUGGCGGACUCCGUCACAACAGUGUGUGCAUCUGCUGGCCGGAAAAAUGGUCCGAGACCAAGGCCUGGGACGAGGCUCAUCGAUUUGUCAGUGUGAUUCGAAGCAUCGCCGCGACAAAGUGCGCCAUUUUGGUGCCCAAGGGGAUCAAUAACUUCCCGAAGAGCACGGAGAAGGUUACUGGAACGGUAAGCAAUUUGUUUUGGAUAUUUUUUAGCCAUAAAAAAACGAUGCUAUGUCAGCGUCUUUUACGGCCAUUGAGGGUUAAAAUAACACCAAUCCGAGACCAGUAGCGGCUGGCAAGUGGAGGUGACUUGAUUUGCUUCGUACCCUGUCAAAAUCGGGGUACCUCCGAAUUUUUAACAAUAGAAAAUCUCGGCUAUGCCGUAAGGCUAAGCAAUACACCCUAGAUGAAGCUUCGAUAAGCCCUCUAUUAGUCUACAAGUAUGCUGAAAUAGGGAUGGAUCUGAGCUAGAAAAUAAUCGGCCUCAAACUUUUGCAAGAAAACGGUCAUAACUUAUUAUACAACCUAAUAUAUUCCAGGUGGAUGUUUGGUGGAUUGUCCAUGACGGCGGUCUCUUGAUGCUGCUGCCUUUCCUUUUGCGGAAGCACCGGACUUGGAAGAACACCACGCUGAGGCUGUUCACCAUCGCCCAUUUCGAUGAGAACAGCACACAGAUGAAGGAGGACCUGGAGAAGUUCUUGUAUCAUCUCCGAAUUGAAGGCCAGGUGUUUGUGAUUGAUAUGGUAGGUCGAUCAAGAUCUUUUGAAUGAAAUAUCGACUGUUUUUACGCGAUUUUUUUUUGACGAAAAAUUGGAUCUUUUGGAAAAAAAAAAGGAAAAAUUGCAAGGAAAGUCCCCCAAGUGCAAUGCUCAAAUUUUCUUUAAAAUUUGCACACAUGUCGAGCAUAGACUAAAUAUCAAUUCAUGAAAGUUUUAGCUCGCGCUUUGCAGGCGCCGCCGAGAUAUUGAACGAUCUUUACCGCCGAGAGAGUACGCCAAACGCAGAGUGGUCAAAGAGAAAAACAUUUUUUGGCCAUAACUUUUCUAAUCUUGUGCGGAAAAAAUUGAUUUUUUGUGGAAACAUUACUCUGUAUGGUAAAAAUAGCCAUGAAACUUUUCGUGUCAAAAUUCGAAAAAAAAGUCUCAAAUCUUCGCCGAGUUUCGAUCUAAAAAUCUCGGUUACUUCUAAAAAGCGCGAGCUUGGAUUCUCGCAUAUAUUUUAGAAAAAAAUUAUUCUAAAUCUGUGCCAAGUUUCAUCCAAAUCUAAGCGUCGCAUUGGGGUACUCCCCUGUUAGAUUUUUACCUAGUUUUUGCCAAUUUUUAACCCUCCAAAAAAUUGGCCAAUCUUUUUUUGCCUUCUCAGCUUUUUAAAACCAACCUCAAGGCCUCAAAAGCCUUCUAACCCCUCUAAAAUUUCAGCCAGAGUCCGAUAUCAGCGAAUACACCUACGAGAAGACCCUGAAAAUGGAAGAACGAGUCAAAUUCCUUCGCGAAAUGAAAGCCCGCGAACGUCGCGACAGUCCCGCCACAAUGGAUGAGGUGGUUUUGGAGCGCCGCUUCAGCCGAAUCGAAAGAAAACAGUCCAGCGCUUCGAACAAGGUGGACAGUCCCAUCAAGACGGUCCAAAGCCCUCCGGGCUGUGUGGAUAUUGAGGAAGAGCCGGCGGCAAAUGUCGGGAAUAAAGUUCGAUUCAGUGAGAAUUCGAUUGAGGUGAGGAAAAAAAUUUUAAAAUGGGAUUUUUAAAAAUUGAAAAAUAGAUUUUUAUAAAAUUUUGAAAAAUUGGAAAAAAAAUUUUUGAGACAUUUUGAGGUUUUUUAUUUUUUUUUUCAUUCAAGUGCAAGGCUCAGAUUUUCUUUAAACUUUGCCCACACAUCACUAAUAGGCCAUAUGCCAAUUCCUGAAAGUUUUAGCUCGCGCUUUGCAAGCGCCGCCGAGAUAUUGAACGGUCUUUGCGGCCAAGAGAGCAUGCGAAACACGGAGAGCGGUCAGAGAGAAAAAACACUUUUUGGCCGUAUCUUUGCCAGUUUCGUGCGGAAAAGAUUGAUUUUUUGUGGAAACGUUACUCUUUAUGGUAGAAAUAACCAUUAAACUUUUCAUGCCAAAAUUCGGAAAAAAGUGUCAAACUUUCGCCGAAUUUCGAUCUAAAAAUCUCUGUUGUUUCUGCAAAGCGCGAGGUAAGAUUCUCGCAUGUAUUUUAGAAAAAAUUAUUGUAAAUUUGUGCCAAGUUUUAUUCAAAUCUGAGCGUUGUACUCAGGGUGCUAAAAAAAUCUAGUUUUUAGUCAUCAAAAUUUCCAUUGCAGUUUUUUCAAAAAUUCUCUUCAAAAAAAUUGGUCCUCAACUUUUCUUUAUCUUCAAUUUUUUCUCAGGUGAGCCGAGAAGAGAAGCCCACGACUCCACCAACCCCGGGCACUUACAAUGUGAGGAAAAUGCAUACAGCCGUGAAGUUGAAUGAGCUCAUGAGGAACCGAAGUAAGGAAGCGCAACUCAUCGUCGUCAAUCUGCCCGGUCCACCGGAAAAAGAUAGGGAUAAUUAUUGUAAGUUUGUUUUUUUGAACUUUAUUUUCGAUAGAAAUUUUUUUUUAUUUAAUUAAUUUUUGCAUUGUGAAAAAAAAAUAAAAAUGAAAAAAUUGUUGAUUUUUAAACUCGUAUUUUAAAUACAACACUUUAUUUUCAGAUAUGGAGUUCCUGGACACACUCACCGACGGUCUGAAUCGAGUGUUGUUGGUGCGUGGAACAGGCACUGAAGUUAUUACAAUCUACUCGUAA
Messenger RNA from Bursaphelenchus xylophilus (pine wood nematode), 23509 nucleotides. Lineage: Eukaryota; Metazoa; Nematoda; Chromadorea; Rhabditida; Aphelenchoididae. The record is from the annotation of a GenBank genome assembly.